AGCACUAUUUUAGUUAAAAUAACAUUACCCACUGUAAUCGGCAGCGCGAUAAUAAGCAAAAAAAGAGUCCGACUCUCUCCCUGUGUGUGCGUACGUCACAGCCCGCUCGCGUGUGUACGUGUGUGAGAGUGUGCGAUGGGAAAAAUCAGUAAAAUGUUUAUGCAAAUUAUGCUACAAAUGUGCGCCAAUUGCGUAAAAUCGUAAAGUGCAUUAAGUAUUAAGUGAAACAAAAUUAUAUAAUUAAGGAGCGGCGCCCGGAGAUAAGCGAAAAGUCCGUUUUUUUGGGCAACUACAAAGGCAAAGGUUGCAGCUCCCCUUCCGCUCGCGCCUCAGUGUGAGUGUGUGUGUGUGUAGGUGUAGGUGUAGGCGGGCAAGUGUGUUGGUGUCUCGUGGCUGCCAGCUGUCAGUGUGUGUAAGUGUGUUUGUGUGUGUACGGAUACGUCUGUAUGUGUGCACUGUGGGUGCAACAACGUGAACGCUUCAUCCCGGAAGUGAUUUGUAUGAGGCAAGAAAGCCCCUGAAAUUUUACACCCAAGCGGAAAUAGUCGCAAAGUAUUUUGUGAUGAAGUCAUGUGGAAGUAGCAACAACACGAGCUGUACAAUUAUAGGCGAAACUUAAUUAAAUGCCGCAUCAUUUGCAAACUGCAAAAGGGAAUUCUUAACAAUCGCAAUAAAACUUUUGUCGAACAAAAGUAAUUAAAGGACCUCGCACCCAAUACCAAUACACACGAAACAAGCGAACCGAGCGAACCGAGAGAGCCGCCUUCCUCCGCCUUGACGCUAUGCGACAACAAAGUUGGUAAAAGGAGACGAGGGGGACGGCGAGCGGCGGAGUGGCAGGAGUGCUAGUCCUGUACAUGGCCAGAAGCCAGCUGACGCUGCCAGCCGCAAACAGCUAACAGCUAACAUCGAGGAGGUGCCGCAGGAGGACGCAGGACGCAGGACGACGAAGGAGACGGAGAAGGCCAGCAAAAUGCAGAAGGAGAACAAUGUCACGGCGGAGAAUUGCCAAUUUGUGGGGCCCUAUCGCCUGGAGAAAACUCUCGGCAAGGGUCAAACUGGACUCGUCAAGUUGGGCGUGCAUUGUGUGAUUGGCAAAAAGGUUGCGAUUAAAAUAAUCAAUCGCGAGAAACUCAGCGAAUCGGUGCUAAUGAAGGUUGAACGUGAAAUCGCCAUAAUGAAACUAAUCGAUCAUCCGCACGUCCUUGGCCUGAGCGACGUGUACGAGAACAAGAAGUAUUUGUAUUUGAUAUUGGAGCAUGUAUCCGGCGGCGAGCUCUUCGAUUAUCUGGUGAAGAAGGGUCGGCUCACGCCCAAGGAGGCACGAAAGUUCUUUCGGCAAAUCAUUUCGGCGUUGGACUUUUGUCACUCGCACUCGAUAUGCCAUCGGGACUUGAAGCCGGAGAAUCUGCUGCUGGACGAGAAGAACAACAUUAAGAUAGCGGACUUUGGGAUGGCUUCACUGCAGCCGGCCGGUAGCAUGCUGGAGACAUCCUGCGGCAGCCCCCACUACGCGUGUCCGGAGGUCAUACGGGGCGAGAAGUACGAUGGCCGCAAGGCGGAUGUCUGGUCCUGCGGCGUUAUCCUGUACGCCCUGCUGGUGGGUGCGUUGCCCUUCGACGAUGACAACCUCCGCCAGCUGCUCGAGAAGGUCAAGCGCGGCGUCUUUCACAUACCGCACUUUGUGCCGCCCGACUGCCAGACGCUGCUCCGUGGCAUGAUCGAGGUGAAUCCGGACCGGCGGCUAACGCUGGCCGAAAUCAACCGACAUCCGUGGGUCACGGCCGGUGGCAAAGGUGAGCUGGAGCUGGAGCUGCCGAUGAUGGAGGUGGUGCAGACACAUGUCAUUCCCACAGCGACUGCGGUGGAUCCGGAUGUGCUCAACGCCAUUUGCUCGCUGGGAUGCUUCAAGGAGAAGGAGAAACUCAUUCAGGAGCUGCUCAGUUCGAGUCACAAUACUGAAAAGGUUAUAUAUUUCCUUCUGUUGGAACGGAAGCGAAGAAGACCAGCGCUGGAGGAUGAUGAUGAGAUUGCACAGAAAUCCCGCAGCGAACUGGAUGCUGUGGAUCCGCCGCGGAAACGCCUGGACACCUGUCGCAUCAAUGGGACCAAUGCACCCAGCUAUGGACAGAUCUCAGAGGGUUCACCGCUCACCCCCAGACGACAGGCCUUUAACUUCCGCUCGUACAGCAGCACACGAAACCACCAACGGCGCUCCCCCACAACAGUGUCCUCGUCGGUGCGGAGCUCCUCAUAUCACAGUCCGACGCGUUGCAACUCCCCGAUGAGCUCUGCCCAGCAGCAGGCGAAUGCCAUCUCUCGCCCCUCCUCACCGGCAGCGGGAACGCGACACUCCACGUAUGGGGAUCGAGACAGGAGUGGCCAUCACUCGUCCGUCAGCAGGACGCCGUCGCAUAGCUCACAGAAGAGCAUCGAGGGCGAUGUGGUUGUGGUGCGGGAGCCACGGAUUGAGCGGCGGGACUCACUGCGUCAGGAGCGCAGUGGCGGUGGAGGAGGAGGACCAGGAUCUCCGCGGGAUCGAGGAGAAUGCGGCAUGCCGCCAGGCAGUCCCGGCGGCAACUCAAGCGGUUCCCAAUCCGCCUCGCCGUCGGUGCACCAUCGUGCCAACUCAGGUCCGACAAUUGCCAUUAUGUUCCACGAUCCAGAGUCGAAUAGUGUUGUGAAUCCCAAUGGCUCGCCCAUGAUGAACAACAGCAGUCCGGGAAUGCCCGGCUCACCUUGCAAUACACCUGGCGGUCAGCUGUGGAAAACGCGACUCACCAACAUCAAGAACAGUUUCCUGGGCAGUCCGCGUUUCCAUCGCAGAAAAAUGCAGGUUUCUGCCGAUGAGGUGCACUUAACGCCCGAGUCCUCGCCAGAGCUGACCAAGCGCUCCUGGUUCGGUAAUCUCAUAACAACCGAGAAGGAUGAAACCUUCACUAUUUUGGUCAAGGGAAAGCCCAUUGCCACGGUCAAGGCGCAUUUGAUACAUGCAUUUUUAUCUAUGGCUGAACUAUCGCAUAGCGUGGUCUCGCCCACCUCGUUUCGGGUGGAGUACAAGCGGAAUGGCAAUGGUCCCGUCAUGUUCCAGCGCCAUGUCAAAUUCCAGGUUGACAUCAGUGCCAUUUGCAAACAGGGCGACAUUGCAGAUAUGUUGUUUGCUUUGACAUUUACGCUGCUAUCAGGUAAUAUUCGGCGUUUCCGUCGCAUUUGCGAGCACAUCCAAUCACAGGUGUGUUCCAAGCGGUUCCCGGGUCCCAGCAGUCCGCCAACAGUCACCAGUGUCACUCAGGCCGUGUCCGAGAGCUCAUCCUGCGGAUCGGUGUCCAGUGAGAGGUUAUCCUACAAGCGACAGGUGAUCGAGAGCGACAUGGAAAACGAUUCCAUAUUCUCGUACAAGUCGGGCAACGGUCGCCGGGCAUCGACCACGAACAAUAAUAAUGCCAAUCCCGUUGACAUUCCCGGCAGUCCCAUUGCAGUACGAUCCAACUCAGAGACAGCUGAACACGAACGCAACCGCGAACUGCAGAGUGAGCGUCAGGCGACAACGAUGUCCGGUAGUGCAAUCGCAUGAGAAUUAUUUCUCUGAUUUAGUUACAUUUUUCACCAGGAUCUUAGUUUUGAUAUGGCACUAGUCAACAGCAAUCGCAACCAGAUAUUGUAUUCCAACUAGAGGACGACGAAUCAGCAGCAAUUCGCUGGUCACAAACUCAAACAGUAUUUUUCCUAUAAACACCAUCCGACAAGAUCUUCAAAAAAUAAGUAAAAAACACACAAGUCAACUCCCGAAUAAUAAUACCAAAGCAAUAAUAGUGGAAUUUAUAUACACUAGCAUAUAUAGUGAAUCAGAAAUUUUGAAUGCCGAUCGGAUCGAUUGAACAGAACUUUGCUAGCUGCUCUAGCUUUUAUCGAACCUGAUUUUCGAGUUAUUGUUGAUUUUUUGAGUGACUUUUUCGUAAUGUUCUUUUUGAUGGACAUUGUUGCCGCCGCGCCUAAAAAGCUUGCAAAUAAAAGACACCGUGUAAAAAUAUAUAAAAUUAUAUACAAACAAAUCAAGUUAGCUCUAGCCCUAAGUCGAACCAGUUAUUCUAGAGUCAUUUUCUUUACCUAGACUAGGCCUCAGAUUUAGCUACGCAAAUGGGGGUUGCUACUCAUGAUAAUUCGCCGACGAUUUGUAUAGAGUGUAUAAAGGAUAUUACGCAAAAUGCACUGAUCUUUGACAACUAACUAAACGGAAACGGAAAUAACAGAAUAUAACAGAAUAUAACAAUUUCAGAAACCGAAUAACUUUUGCAUUAACUUAGCGUUGCUGUUUUUCUAAAAAAAUAAAAUAAAAAUACAAAUAAAUAAAAAUCGAUACAACUAUUUUGCUAGCGAGACGAGAAACGCAAAAACUAUUUUUCCUAAAUAACAAAGAAAUACUAUAUGUAAAACGCGUAAACUUUCAAACUUCAGACAAGCAUAUAUGACGAUCAAAAGAGUGUUGUGCGGUAGAGGAGCUCGGGAUAUAGCAGAUAUUGAUAGACAUUUAUAAUGUACAUAAGGAUACCGAAUUACUAAGCAAAGGCACAGCAAAUGGCUAAUAAACGAUAUACAGCACAUUAAAGUAACGAAAAUUCCAAGGAAAACCAUAUAUAUUUUGCAUGGGCAUGAAAUGAAAUAAAGCUUUCUUAACCAAAUACUUGUAUAAAUAAACUGGGACGAAAUAUAUAUCUAUGUAUAGAAUGGAUCGGGGAUUGUACAAAUUGUUGAGUUGCACCAGUGACAAAGAGAAUAAUACCUAGGAGAGAAAUUCAAUUGGAAUUUGUAUGAAUGUAUAUUUUUAUUGAAAAGGAAAAGGAAAUAGAGAAGGCUUGCUAAGCUGUCUAAAAGUGCACAAAUCGCAAGGCUAUCGUCUAAGCCAGAUAAUGUUUCCUUCAGUCUAAAGAGCAACCCCACAAAACAAUCACAUUGAAUCGUUCCUUCCCUACCUACCCUGUACUUUUGAGUGGUUUUCAUAGUUUAUAGCUUUUGAUUUUUUGUUGCCAACACCCAAGCCAAUCAAUCAGAGAGUCCUUUCUAUAACACAUACGAUAAUUUGAAACUAAAAGACUUAAGAAAUCGACAUAAAGCUAAUGAAAUCCAAACAAAACCGUCCAUUUAUCCACUUAAAGCUAAACAAACAAAAUGUAAAGGCAACUCAGCAAUUUGUGGAAUCAGCUGGAUAUAUAGAGUGGGGGUGUAAAGGGAGCCCGAAUACUGUAUGUGUAUAAUGUAAAAGGAUAUAGAUCUAUAUACUGAAACUGUGUAUGACAGCAAUAUCAAAAUAGUCAGAGGGAGGAUUUGAGAUGUGAGGGCGGUACGAUACUAAAACGUGAUUAGAACAAAUAUUAAACCACAAAUUACGAGUUAAUAAAUGCUUAAUGAUAAACCCAAUAAGGUCGCGUAAAUCUAACAAAAAAAUAUAUUAAACAAACCUAUUUAAAAAGUAUUGACACUCACACCACACACAAAAACUCACAACAAAUCAUGCAAUAAUAUUGAAAUGAAAUUACUUUUUAGCAUUAAAUACGAUAUGAUACAUCAGAUUAUUUAUCGCUCAUCAUAGGAAAGAUACUCAGAAAACGCAUUUAAGCUGAACAUACAUUCAAAAUUAAGCUCACCGACUUAAAGAGACAGAGAGAUGGCAUUCAUAUAUUUAUACAUGCAUAUAUCAUAUACACCACACCGAUCACGGAACUCGAAACUCUUUAUAUAUAUACAACAUACGACAUAUGACAUAUACCAUAAACUAUAUUCCGUGUUUACUUUCAUAUACAAGAACAAGGUCCGCCAGCAUACCCACAUAUACGAAGUAUACAUCUAUAUGCGUCGCCCCAUUCGUACAUCCAAAAAAUAAAUAUAUAUUUACACACAAGCGCAUUUAAUACGAGUUGCAAGUACAUUCGUCACCCAAGAAAUGGCUAGUUUUGUAUCAUAAGAAAUGUAAAAAUCAUAUUUUUCACUUGAUACUAAAUCGAAUUAUAAAUACUAAACCUUAACUUAACCAAAAAACGCUCUGCAUACUAAGAAACCGAUCGCAGUCUCGACGUCAGACGAUAAUUGCUUUAUAUGGGAAGUACCCAAAACGAAUACAAAAAUGAAAGCCCAAUACUCAAUGCUGCAUUAUGCUGCUGCCACGCCUACCUUUUUACCUUAACUGAAGCCUAUACAUACUACCAAAUUUUCGCGCUCUUCUCAUCCUCAAAACUCAAAACUUAAACUCGAAACUCAACAACAUAAUCACCACCAAACCCAAGAACUAACUCAUUUUAACUGCUUCAGCAGCGAAUAUUUGCGCCGAGAUAAUUUUAUAUGCCACGUAUACAUAUAUUUCUAUCUAUAGUAUAUAUAUACACCCCUAUAUAUAUAUCUACACAAGCAUUAUACACCAGAGCAAGCGCUUUACUUCAAAUGCAAAUUCAAUUGCAAAUGCAAAUGCAAUGGAGGAGCUGUUUAUUACUCAUUACGAAAUAAACGAUUCGAAUACUUAUUACAAAUAAAUUUAGAGGGUAAUGUUGUGUAUUGUACUGCGCUUUUUACGUUGUUGAUUUGGUUUCCCCCCUAGGUUCCACCAUAUUAUUACUGUAAUAUUGUAAUUAGUUCUGCAAGUGAUUAAGGCUAAGUUAUAUACUGCAUUGUGCGCUUUGUUUUUCGUAUCUACGGAUAUAUAAGUUAUACAUUGUAUUUUGUAAUUUAAUUUUAAGCUCGAGGAAUAUCGCGGAGUCAGGCCGGAUUCACGGAUGAACCAUAAAAGAGAUUAAUAUUGAAACCAAAAACACAUUCUCGUUUAGGAGAAGCAACAAACCAAAUAAGAAUAAACCAAACAAAAGUGCAUCUGUUAUUAGGUUAAAAGAAUUAUUGAUAUUGUUUGCAAGAA
This is a messenger RNA of Drosophila serrata, 6898 nucleotides long. RefSeq names its product BRSK family serine/threonine-protein kinase sugar-free frosting (gene sff). NCBI's taxonomy places the organism in Eukaryota, Metazoa, Arthropoda, Insecta, Diptera, Drosophilidae. Gene Ontology annotation, biological process: protein phosphorylation; intracellular signal transduction. Gene Ontology annotation, molecular function: ATP binding; protein serine/threonine kinase activity. The record is from RefSeq and is a predicted model, not a curated record. Gene Ontology annotation, cellular component: cytoplasm.